Molecule: messenger RNA, 4468 nt
Organism: Trichechus manatus latirostris (Florida manatee)
Lineage: Eukaryota; Metazoa; Chordata; Mammalia; Sirenia; Trichechidae
Gene: RFX2
Product: regulatory factor X2
Exons: 19
Coding region: 199-2649 (816 amino acids)
Biological process (GO): regulation of transcription by RNA polymerase II
Cellular component (GO): nucleus
Molecular function (GO): DNA-binding transcription factor activity, RNA polymerase II-specific; RNA polymerase II cis-regulatory region sequence-specific DNA binding
Source: RefSeq, a predicted model, not a curated record
GCCGCCGCCAUAGAGACUGUAGCCGUGGAGACUGUUACUUACCAACGGGGACCAACACGCAGCAGCCGCCGCCGCCGCCGCGGGAGCCGCUGCCCGAACUCCUGGCCCGAACUCCAGAUCCCCGGGUGUUGCUGCAGGGAUCUUUGCCUCGAUGUCCUGUCCCGGGCCAGUUGAGAUUGAUCUGUACCCCGGAGAUUGAUGACCACCUCAAGACACGCAAGAUUCCCUCUCUCCCUGAGACGGCAGAGGCUCCUCCCGGCGGGCCGUCCACUUGUCGCCCAGAGAAUGAGAACUCAGCCUUCGAAACCGUCUCACAGCCAGAUUACUGGCCUCGCACGUUUCUCUUGCAUUAAAUCUGUCGAGCUGAGCAUGCAGAAUUCAGAGAGCGGAUCCGAGUCGCCAGCUUCUGUGGCUUUGCGUCCAUCGGCGGCAGCCCCAGCACCCGGGGCCCAGCCCGUGCCCGCCUCGCCGCAGCGGGUGUUGGUCCAGGCAGCCGGCUCCGCUCCCAAAGGGGCCCAGAUGCAGCCGAUUUCCCUUCCCAGAGUGCAGCAGGUGCCACAGCAGGUGCAGCCCAUGCAGCACGUCUACCCAGCCCAGGUGCAGUACGUGGAGGGGGGAGACGCCGUCUACACGAAUGGAGCCAUACGCACGGCCUAUACCUACAACCCCGAGCCCCAGAUGUACGCCCCCAGCAGCGCCGCGUCCUACUUCGAGGCCCCGGGUGGCACCCAGGUGACUGUGGCGGCCUCAUCCCCGCCGGCAGUCCCCUCCCACAGCAUGGUGGGCAUCGCCAUGGACGCCACAGGAAGCCCCAUCAUCUCCAGCGCGGGCGCCUAUCUCAUCCAUGGGGGGAUAGACAGCACGAGGCCCUCCCUGGCCCACACGUCCAGGUCGUCACCAGCCACGCUUGAAAUGGCGAUUGAAAACCUCCAAAAAAGUGAAGGGAUUACAUCACACAAAGGCGGUUUACUCAACAGCCAUCUCCAGUGGUUGUUGGACAAUUAUGAAACCGCCGAAGGCGUGAGUCUGCCCAGAAGUUCCCUCUACAGCCACUACCUUCGACACUGCCAGGAGCACAAGCUAGACCCCGUGAACGCCGCCUCCUUCGGGAAGCUGAUCCGCUCCGUGUUCAUGGGCCUGAGGACGCGACGCCUAGGAACCAGGGGCAACUCCAAGUAUCACUACUACGGGAUCCGCCUGAAGCCAGACUCCCCGCUGAACCGGCUGCAGGAGGACACGCAGUACAUGGCAAUGCGGCAGCAGCCCGUGCACCAGAAGCCCAGGUACCGGCCAGCCCAGAAGACAGACACCCUCGGGGACAGCGGCUCCAACAGCAGUCUGCACAGCACGCCCGAGCAGGCCAUGGCCACCCAGAGCCAGCACCACCAGCAGUACAUAGAUGUCUCCCACGUCUUCCCGGAGUUCCCGGCCCCGGACCUGGACGGCAUGCUGCUGCAGGGGGACCUCACGCUGCGCGACGUCAAGGCCCUGCAGCUGGCCUACAGGCGGCACUGCGAGGCCACACUGGACGUCGUGAUGAACCUCCAGUUCCACUACGUUGAGAAGCUCUGGCUUGCCUUCUGGAGCUCGAAAGCCACCUCCAGCGAUGGCCCUGCCUCCAUACCUGCCAGUGAAGAAGAACUCGAAGGUGCCAUCAUCGCAAAGGACAAGCUCAUUUCUCUUUGCAAAUACGACCCCAUCCUGAAGUGGAUGCGGACCUGCGACCACAUCCUGUACCAGGCGCUGGUGGAGACGCUCAUCCCUGACGUGCUGCGGCCCGUGCCCAGUACCUUGACACAGGCCAUCCGUAAUUUUGCCAAGAGCUUGGAAGGCUGGUUGACAAACGCCAUGAGCGACUUUCCCCAGCAGGUCAUCCAGACCAAGGUAACUGUCCAGGGGCGGUGUUUGAGCUCCCAGACCACAGCUGGUCACAGGGAGCCGGGGAGCUGCCGGCUGGGAGCUGGGCCCACCCACUCCCUGCUCUGCUGGGUUCGCCAGGAGGGAGCCGGGGAGCAGCGGCUCAUCACAGCGCUCAGCUCACAGAAGUCCAGGACCAAGUGUGAGAGCGCGGGCGAGCUCAGUGUGGCGGGCGAGCUCGGCACUGGCGCUCGGGAGGCGGCCGCAGUGGGGGAGCAAGCGGCGUGGGUGUGUCAGUGCGAGGAGAGCGUGGUGCAGCGGCUGGAGCAGGACUUCAAGCUGACCCUGCAGCAGCAGAGCUCGCUGGACCAGUGGGCCAACUGGCUGGACAACGUGGUCACCCAGGUCCUGAAACAGCACGCCGGCAGCCCCAGCUUCCCCAAGGCCGCCCGGCAGUUCCUGCUGAAAUGGUCCUUCUACAGCUCCAUGGUGAUCCGGGACCUGACCCUGCGCAGUGCCGCCAGCUUCGGCUCCUUCCACCUGAUCCGCCUGCUGUAUGAUGAGUACAUGUUCUACCUGGUGGAGCACCGCGUGGCAGAGGCCACUGGAGAGACGCCCAUCGCGGUGAUGGGAGAGUUCAACGACCUUGCCUCCCUGUCGCUGACGCUGCUCGACAAAGACGACAUCAGUGACGACCGCGGGAGCGAGGCCGACGCAGACGUCCACAGCCUGGGCGAGCCGCUGGUGAAGCGAGAGCGCAGCGACCCCAACCACGCCCUGCAGGGCAUCUAGCGCCGGGGCCUCGGGCUUCCAGAAGGUCCCGGCGGCCGCCCGGGAGCUGGACGGCCCAGCGCUCACCGACAGUGCCUCUCAGACAGCGCAGGGUUUCCUCCCACUCCAGGGGCCUGGGGUCCGCACGGCCACAGACUCGACAUUCUCAAAGAAGGAGAGUGGUGUCAUCUCGGCGAAGCUGUCGGGCGGCCCCCGCGUGCCCGGGGCUGUGUCUGUGGUGUCUCUGAGAAGGGAAGUGGGACCUGCCUUAACAGCUCACCUGUACCCACACCAGGGGCUCUCUCACGCUCCCAGUGUACCUGCUGGAACUGCCAACUUUUGGUCCGAAUCCCAGACGUCGGGCCUUCCAGAGCUGAGCAAGUUGGUGUCCUCCAGGUUUUCUUCUCCAUACAACUGGUACCAAUUUUCACCAUGAUUAAAAAGAAAAAAAACCUCAGACAGAGCCUGAGGGGGAAGCAACAGCCUUUUCCCCUUCUUGUCCCGCCACUGCGGGGCGGGCGCCAAGCCCGCGGCUUCCAUGGAGUUCUCCCUCAGGGAUGGAGCAGGGGCCACCACCGCCCAUGGCCUUCCGUGGACAGGCCAUCUGCAGCUCCUGCCCUCCCAGGCUGUGCUGAGGCAGGUAGCAGGCUGCGCUCACAGCCUCCAGCCGCACAUGGGAGAUGCACAACAGAUGCCAAAGGACUUGAGAAGCAGCUGCCAAUGUCCCCGUGUCCCCAGACAUAUCCACAGCCAUGGCCCCAUAUGGUUCUCCGAACAAGCCACAGAAACAGAGGCCAGCACGCCAAGACACAGUGGUGCCUUUAGAAAACCCACACCAGAAGUUUUAUCAGCAACGGGAACAAUUUGGGGUUUUGCCCAAGUUCAGUCAACGGCUGGGUCUGGAAUGCAUUUUGUUUCUCGUGUGUUCCAAGUGGGCCAGGGGGCCUGGCGGUCACAGGCACCACCCUGCCAUGUCUGUGCAAGCCCCAGCGCCUGUGUAGGGCUCCGCAGAAUCUUCCAGAACGCCUGCCUUUAAAUCCACAACCCUGGCGUCAUCUGACCCGGGCAAGUCCCAUCUGGAACUGUUCAAAGUCAAAGGGAUGCCGAGGACUUGCGUAGCCCUGAACUCUACGCUGUGGAUUUUUAUCCAAUCGUGACAUGUAGCUGCUGCAUUGGGUUAGCUCUGUGCAAUAGUUCUGUCGUGAAAACAACUGCAAAGCAGAGAGAGACACCUCUCGCCUCACAAGUGCCGCCUUAUGAAAUAAUAGUUUUUGUUUUUGGAAAUAUGUUUAUACGGAUAGUUUUGUGCUCUGUUAUUAGAAGGUUUCCUGUGAACAUGUAUACUGCAGUAUAUUCGGUCCCAAAUACUUUUUCUCAUUCACAAAGAAGGUACUAAUGUAAACUCACGUGGCCUUUUAGAACCUUCCAGAACAACAAGGGGUGCACUGUGCCUUUCCAGGCCUGCGCCUGGGAUACAGGGAGGGGUGAGGGGGAUGGAAGAGAGAGAUCCACGUUUAUUUUAGAAGCAAAAAAACUCCGUAAUAAUCUCAGUGUUGGUUCUUAGAUUUCAAGAUUUAGAUGAAGUCAGACAGAAAGAAUGUUUUGAAAACCUGUCUCUGCUUUCCUGGGAGACUUUUCCGCUCACUGGUAAUGGAUUGUAAUGACCUGGCUUUCCUUCCCAUAUGUGGUAACCAGAACAAACUGGGUUUCUGCCUUAAGCGCCUUCUGUUCCUUCCCAGGAUUCCGCGAGGAGGAAUAUAAACAGUAAAGCACACAAGCCUUCCGGUCUUGUUUCUCGUAGCAAUAAAUGCACCAAACGUGCCCAUCUUGGGAGUCACAG